CAGACUGCAGAGCAGAUGUGGUGGAGGUGAAACCACUGAAGAAGCAACGGAGGUGAGAACAUGCAGCCUCCACCCAGGAAGGUAGGAGAGAUCUUCUCACUUCCUCUUCCUGUCACCUGUGUCUGUGCUGCGUCGUCACCUUCUCCUUCUUUGUGUCUUCUUCAAAGUCAUCUGUCAGAUGUUCCUCAUCUGUUGGACCUUUAGCAGUGACUUUGACCAAGGUACCAAGAAGGUUCUAGUCCGGGACCGCAGAGAUGUUUCAGAACUGUUAGUGAUGGGAGUGUCAGUGUCCAGCUUUCAUUGGUUACAGCAGCUGCACCACAGUGAUGUGUAUUUAAACCACUCCCUGUUUCAGUAGUAGUAGCUCCUGGGAUUAGCAGGGCUAAUUAUUUGACUUAUUUUUUUAUAAACAACUAAUUAUAACAAGGUUUAAAAUGACACUUGUAACGUCAGAACAGAUGGGAUUAUAAAACGGUCGGAAGAGUUAGCACUCCUAUAUGUAUUUAUAUGUGUGUGUGUGUGUGUGUGUGUGUGUGUGUGAUGCCCAGGUAAAGGAGAGUCAGCAGGUGAAGCUGGUCUUCUCAGAGCAGCUCAGUAAACUACAGAACAAACAGCAUCAGGACACUGAGCUGCUGGAGGAGAUCAGGAGCUUCAGUAAACAUCGAUCAGUCGUAGAGAAGGAGUACGCUCAGGCAAGUCAACGUCCAGUUUGGUUUUUGUUUCAGGCUCCGUUCGAUCUUGGCAGGAAGUGCUCAUUAUGUAUUGAUUUCAGCUCCUGUGUCAGUGACACUGGGCUGUUUUCUAAAAGUGUGUCAACACCAACACCAGCACUGAUCUGUUCUGUUCUCAGGCCAGGAACGGAGCCAAAAACCACAUUUAAAAAUGGAUGAAGAGACAAUGACGUGGAGGUGUCAAAGUCACAUGACUGCGUCACAUGACUUCUCUAUUGUACUGGACCUCUACCUCUAUAUAUUGAUGCCUCAGUUUAUGACCCUGUCAUUAGUUCAGACAUGGGGGGCCACAGUGGAGGGGCCAGGUCAGGAGCAGAGAUAAUAGUCAUAAAGGCUAAAACACUCAAAAUGCUAGAUGUGUCUAUGCCAUCUAUUGGGGAAACGCAGGCGUUGCAGGGAAAAGGUAGAAGUAUAAUGAUAAUAAAAUUAAUAAUAUAUUUUGGAGAGGUUUGGCCGGCCGGAUUAAAAGGCCAAACGGGCCGCAUCUGGGCCUCGGCCUGUAGUUUGCCCAUGGCUGCAUUAGUGUAUGACCUAAAAGAGAACAAAGUGGAAAUAUGUCGAGGAAUGUUGUUUUAACGUCCACUGCAUUUCAGGCUCUUCAGAGGUUGGCGGUUCAAUACCAGAAGAGAGACUGGCAGCGAGCGAACACAGACCUGAGUUCUUCUGGCAGUGUGUUCGCUGUGUGGCGCUCGGUGGUGGAUGCUACGGCGCAGACGGCUGCGUCACGACUGGAUGCUGCAGAAAAAUAUCGCAGUUUGAGCGGACGGGCUUCACGCAGUGUUCGAAAUGAAAAGGACGUCCGAGUGAAGAGAGGCUUGGAGCAGCUGCAGGCCGUUCAGGCUGAAGUACUGGACGCCCUGCGUGAGCUGCAGCAGCUGAAGAAGAACUACCACCAGUUGAGCCACAUCGCCAGUGUUGCCAGGUCGAAGGCGGCUGACGUCCAGAGCAGAGCCAAAAAGAAUGAACAUGGGAUUUUCCACUUCAAGACUGGACUUCACAGAACGACUGCCAAGCUGGCUGCCAGGCUAAAGGAGUGUGAGGAUGGUUUGACUGAAGCUCGUAACCACUUCCUGUUGACUCUGGCUGCAGUGAAUGCUCAUCAUCAGUUCUACUACACAGAGGACCUGCCUCACGUCCUGGAGCAGAUGGAUGGGAGUUUUUAUGAGGAUUUGAAAAACGACUUCUGUCUGCUGUGUGAAACAGAGUUGGACUCCUGUCUGAACACACACAAGUACUACAGUAAUAUCUGGGACAACGUGGACAAGGUGACCAGGGAGAAAAACAUCCAACAGUUCCUGCAGGAAUCUCCUGUCUUCAACCAACCAACUGAGUUUGAGUUCCAGGCUGCUCCACGGGACCAGCUGUGUUCACUGCAGGACGUCUGUGACUCUGAGGUCGAAGGUCAUCUGAUGAAGGAGGCAAAGAAGUGGGCUGCAAGAGCUGCCAAGGACCACAAGAUGGCGACCCACGGAGAGAGGGCUCUGCAGGUGUUGGCGGGUCGUCUGAAGCUCCUGUCAGGUCAGACCGGACUCAGCGUGGAGCGGAAGAUCUCAGAGGUCCAGCACAGCGUCAGGAAGGCCGAAGUGAGCAGGAUCAAAGCAGAGGCUCGACUGGCUCUGUUGGCAAACAGUGUGCCGGGAAUCGAACAGUGGAGGAGUAAGGCCAUGAACCAGGCCGCAGAAGAGCUGGAGAGACAGAGACGGCUGAGUGAGCGGAGAAGAUCUACUGAGGACUUUUCAGAGGAGGAGUUUGAGCUGACGGACUUUGAGGAGUACGAUGAUGACGACAGGGACAUCUUCACAGAUCCAGGAUCAGCAUCUGGAGUGUGUGUUUAUCCUGCAGACUGUAAAGUUAUCUACAGCUACCAGGCCUGUCAGUUGGACGAGCUGUCAAUCAUCGAGGGGGAGGAGCUUCAGGUGGUAGAAGAUGGCGACGUGGAGGACUGGCUGAAGGUGUGUAAUUCAUGUGGUCAAGUGGGCUACGUUCCUGAGCGUUAUGUGCAGAUCCUGUGUCUACCAGCAGAGGACGUUGUUCGGCUGGACACUUCCUUCAGUUCAGUCUCUUCACUGGGAAAACAGGAGGGGACGGGAACCACAGGUUCAGCACCGUCUGUGAUUAUGACGAUGGGUGAAUUUUCCAGUAAAGAAGCAGAACCAUAUUUGUCCUCAGGUGUAGCCAGAGCUCUGUACUCCUACCAGGCCCAGAGUGCAGAGGAGCUCUCUUUCCAGGAGGGGGCGAUGAUCAACCUGAUACGCCGUCAGCAUGGAGCGGUGGACGAUGGUUUUUGGGAGGGAGAGCUGAAUGGACGUCGUGGUUUCUUCCCUUCACUGGUGGUGGAGCUCAUACAAGAUGACAGAGAGGAGGAGGAGGAGAAAGAGAAACAGGACAAGGAGGUGCAAACGUCACAUGUGCUGCCUCUGGAGGCCAUCCAGACCCCCCCCACACCCACUCUGCCUCCCCUCUCCAUUUCCCCAACUCCUGGUUGUAGUUCAGUGACUCGGCCACCAGGCUUCCUGGAGGAACGCCGGCCGACCUGUGCAGAUGGCGUGGUCUCCGACAGUCGACUGAAACCGUGUCGACCUCCUCCCCCUCCUCCCACACUGAAGCCCCCACCUCAGCUGUGAGACUCGGUGCUGAGAACUGAAUGAACGAAGGCAGACGUCAAAACACACUUUAUCUCAACUGUUCUAGAAAACUGGAACAACAGGAAGACGUUAUAGAUCAGUGGUCCGCAACCCCUGGGCUGCGGACCGGCCUAUGGGUCAACUGGUUCCGGCCGCACAGAAAGAAUCUUUUAUUCAUUAUCUGAUUCAGAACUGCUCCACCCCGUGGAGACCGAGCGUUAACAGACAAGCGCGAUGUUGAAAAAUAGCUGUAGGUUUUGUGUCGGUCGUAUCACUUUAUUAAAGGCCGGUCCGUGAAAAACAUGUCAGACAUGGAACCGGUCGGUGGUUGGUGAUGGUCGAUGGUAAUCAUCUCCAUAAAUACUGUCCAAACACUGUGGAACUGUGAGUCCACCACAGUAGAAACUCCUUAUCAUCUCAACAGACUUUUACCAUCAACACAGACACCAGGUCCGUCCACACGUCCAGCAAUGAGCGUCCAGCUGCGUCCAGCUGCGUCCAGCUGCGUCCUGAAGCUUUUCUCUUCAUUUGUUGUGAAAAUAAACGACAAUCUCUUUUUUUACAUCACACUUCAUCCUUUUAGACGUCAAUAAAGAAGUGAAUACAUCUAUGAGUAUUUUAAAAUACUGUACAUGUAACUGAUUUAACAACUGUCCUAUGUCUACACCACACACACACACACACACACACACACACGUUCACAGAUGAAGUUUUUCAUCUGUGUUUUUUUACCCUCAGAUUCACAGUACAGACAGACAAUGUAGUAUUUUCACAAUCUACUAUUUAUUGAAUGGUAAAUAUAUAUAUAUAUACAGCUUUGUAUUGUGUAGUACUCGGGCCUAUAAAUGAAGAACAAUGCAGUACUGUACACUUGUUUACUUCAUGUACUCGUACUGAGUUCAUUUCAUGUCUUUGAAGAACUGUUGACUAACUGUUUGUUCAGUUGUAGGAAUCGUGUCUUGGUUUAAAACACAACAGAGGCCGUUGUGACGUGAUUUCUCUGGUGACCAGCAGAGGGCAACCUACAGUCCCCCACACUGAGAACAUUGUACUGGGGAUCAUCACGUGAUCACUGAGGAAGAGCAGGCAUGUGACGAGAAACUAGACCGGACCCUGGUCAGUUUCCCAUGAAGACCAGGAAAAUACUUUGACCUUUGACCCCUGCUCUCUGGCUGCUGAGUUCCAGCUGCAGUGUUUUUGCUCCAGUUGAAGAGUCUCCAGAGUCACAGGCUGGAAUGUGGACUGAUGGCCACUAACUUGGUCACUAAACAAUGAGUUAACUAGUUAGCUUAAAGUCUGGGGAACACAACAAUAGGUCAGAGGUCAGAGGUCAGAGUGACGAUGGUCCUGACGA
This is a messenger RNA of Cynoglossus semilaevis (tongue sole), 4709 nucleotides long. Its product is annotated as F-BAR and double SH3 domains protein 1. Gene Ontology annotation, cellular component: neuromuscular junction; recycling endosome. Gene Ontology annotation, molecular function: protein binding. Gene Ontology annotation, biological process: neuromuscular synaptic transmission; regulation of actin filament polymerization. Bases 1286 to 3355 code for a protein of 689 amino acids. The record is from RefSeq and is a predicted model, not a curated record. NCBI's taxonomy places the organism in Eukaryota, Metazoa, Chordata, Actinopteri, Pleuronectiformes, Cynoglossidae. The transcript is spliced from 16 exons.